AUGGCCGACGAAGCUACCAAGGCAAAGCUCCGAGCCAAGUUCGACAAGCUCACUCCUCAAGAUUUCGCUGCCGUUGCUGGCAACAGAGACGCCCUCACCAAGAAGGUUGCUGAGAUCUACGGCAUCUCCGAGGACGAGGCCAAGAAGCAAACGACUGCAAAACAUUCGGACAGCAGACGGGUGGAGCAUUUGGUGAUAGUCAACAUCCGUGUUCCUGUUACAGAACCUUACCUUCAAGGGCCGGCCAUAGCGGAGGAGUCACAAAAGCUGCGAUUCACACCUUGA
Messenger RNA from Cladophialophora yegresii CBS 114405, 285 nucleotides. RefSeq lists its product as uncharacterized. The record is from RefSeq and is a predicted model, not a curated record. The coding region runs from base 1 to 285 and encodes 94 amino acids. NCBI's taxonomy places the organism in Eukaryota, Fungi, Ascomycota, Eurotiomycetes, Chaetothyriales, Herpotrichiellaceae. The transcript is spliced from 2 exons.